CAGACGAGUGUCACGUAUCUGACGUUAUGUCUAUUAUCACUGAAAUAUUCAUAUUUAGUCUGUGUUAUUAUUAUGAUUAAUGAAAUCGGGUUGACACGCACAUAAAUUCGUAUUUUACGUCGAUGUUGUUAUUAUAGUAAUUACAUUAUGCGAUCCGCGAUCGAUCGUCGUUGUGCUGUUAUGAACAAACGGACGUCAAUGAUUACGUCGUAUUGACCACCGCCAACUACCGCCGUCCGACGUGCGACAUAAUCGAUGUCGUUGUCAGUACUUGACGCCCGUGAUUCGAGCAUCUUCAUGCUUUGUUGUCCGUCAUAUGCUAGGUCGUCUUUUUAUUCGCGCUCCCGUCAUGUCGCACGAUGUACCCCGGUACGGUUGGAAAGUUGACUUCGACCAUAAAUUUCCCGAUCUCAGAACGCCCACGUAUGUGCCGAGGUUCAAGCAAAUCCUGCAAUUAUUACCACUGAUUUUUAGGUAUAUAUUUUAUAUGCUCUAUUGUUUUAUAAAAGGCCAGAAGCCAAUAAUGGAUUUUUUUUUUCCAAUCAAAUCGAAACACAUGUAUGGUGUACCUGUGGGUGGUAUUGGAGGUGGAACAAUAGGCCGUGGCUUUAAAGGAGAGUUUUGCCGUUAUCAAGUUAUUCCUGGCAUGUAUGAGUAUGAAACCAUUCAAGCAAAUCAAUUCAUUGUUAAUAUCCAAGACAUCAACAAUACUACUGUGUAUAAUAAUGUUCUGUCAUGUUUGAAAUGCAAUAAUAAAACAUUGUAUAAUUGGAAAUGGGAUUUUCCAGCAAACCAAGCCAAGUACACGGGUCUCUAUCCAAGGUCAUGGUCUGAAUAUUUUAUUCCAGAACAUGACAUUAAACUAAUUUGUAAACAAAUUUCACCCGUUAUUCCAAAUAAUUAUAAAGACAGCUCUAUCCCAGGUGGUGUUUUCAUAUGGACAGUUGAAAAUAAUAGUGAUCAACAAUAUUUUGUUAGUUUAAUAUUCACAUUUGCAAGCGGUAUUGGUGUUCCAACAUAUAGUACAGGUUUAGCUAGUUGUCAGCCAUUCAAUUUAAAUGAAGAAGGAACUGAAGUUGCUGGAUCAUUGAUACAUAACUGUUAUAAGAAUAUGAAUUGCACUUAUGUUGUCGGUGGAUUAAUUAAAGAAGGUGUAACUUUUAGUCAGCUAAACUUUGAUCCUAACAGCAAUGGUAUGACUAUUUCAAAAAGUUUAAAAUUAUUUGGAGAAUUGAGGGAUACACAAUUGGACAAUAAUAAUUUAUAUAUGAGAAACAAAGAAGUUGCUUCUGCUAUUUGUAUAAAACAAUGUUUAUCUCCAAACUCAUCAAAAUCUUAUGAAUUUGGAUUAUUUAUUGAUAUGCCUAAGAUAAAAUUUCCUAAAUCAAAUAUUGAAUAUUUAAGGUAUUAUACUAAAUUUUUUGGAAACAAUGGAAAAGCUGGUCCUAAACUAAUGCACUAUUCUAUGAAAAACUAUAAAAAUUGGGAAUAUGAAAUUGAAAAUUGGCAAAAUCCUAUUUUAAAUGAUUUGUUGUUACCUGACUGGUACAAAAGUGCUAUAUUCAAUGAAGUUUAUUUUAUAGCUGAUGGCGGAACUGUUUGGUUGUUACCUCUCAAAGAGGAUUGUAACAGGUUUAAUUCUACAGAUCCAAGAUAUGAGUAUGGUUAUUUUGGUUACUUGGAAGGCCAUGAGUAUCGUAUGUACAAUACCUAUGAUGUACAUUUUUAUGCUUCUUUUACAUUAGCAAAGCUGUGGCCUAAACUGCAGGCAUGUAUUCAAUACCAAUUUAGAGAUACAAUUGAUAAUUCAUUGAAUAUUAUAAGAAAACACUUGGCCUGUGGUAAGAAAGGUCUACGGAAAUAUAAAUAUAGUGUACCACAUGACUUGGGCGAUCCUGAGGAAGAUCCAUUUAAUUUAGUCAAUGCUUAUUUAGUACAUGAUGUAUCAGAGUGGCGUGAUCUUAAUUUGAAAUUUGUUUUGCAAUGCUACAGAGAUUAUACUGAGUUUGGUGAUACUAAAUAUUUGGUUGACAUGUUCCCUCAAAUCAAAAAUGUGAUGAAGAAAGCAUUAACUUGGGAUACUGAUGGUGAUGGAAUGAUUGAAAAUUCUGGAACAGCUGAUCAAACUUUUGACACAUGGAUAAUGACAGGUGUUAGUGCCUAUUGUGGAAGUUUGUGGUUAGCAGCUCUUUAUUGUACUGUACAGAUAGCAAAUAUUUUGAAACAGGAAGACAUUAGCGAGAAAUAUCUGACAAUAUUAAACAAAGCUAAGGAAUCAUAUAAUGCAAUUUUGUGGAAUGGCGAAUAUUAUGAUUUUGAUUCAUCUGGUCAGUAUCAUUCUAAAUCAAUCAUGGCGGAUCAGUUAUGCGGAGAAUGGUAUUUGAAAUGUUGUGGAGUCAAAGAAGAGGUAUUUCCAAUUGAUAGAGUUCGGAAAUCUCUCUCAACAAUAUAUAAAAUGAAUGUGCAAGGAUUUAAUGGUGGGACAAUGGGUGCUGUAAAUGGUAUGAUGCCUGAUGGAAAUUCAGAUACAUUCAGUGUGCAAAGUGAAGAAGUUUGGACUGGAGUUACAUAUGCUCUGGCCUCUUUAAUGGUCUCAUAUGGUUUACGAGAAGAAGGUUUCAACACAGCCAAAGGUGUUUAUAAUACUGUUUAUAAUAACAUUGGCAUGGCAUACGAAACUCCAGAAGCAAUUUAUUCUAAAAAUGCAUAUCGUUCUGUUGGGUACAUGAGGCCAUUAAGCAUAUGGUCAAUUCAAUAUGCUUUAAAUAAUAUAAAGAAAAACUUAUAAGUAAAUUAUUAAAUU
This is a messenger RNA of Sipha flava (yellow sugarcane aphid), 2803 nucleotides long. Its product is annotated as non-lysosomal glucosylceramidase. Gene Ontology annotation, biological process: carbohydrate metabolic process; glucosylceramide catabolic process. Gene Ontology annotation, molecular function: glucosylceramidase activity; beta-glucosidase activity. The coding region runs from base 317 to 2788 and encodes 823 amino acids. The transcript is spliced from 16 exons. Gene Ontology annotation, cellular component: membrane. The record is from RefSeq and is a predicted model, not a curated record. NCBI's taxonomy places the organism in Eukaryota, Metazoa, Arthropoda, Insecta, Hemiptera, Aphididae.